This is a messenger RNA of Poeciliopsis prolifica (blackstripe livebearer), 2933 nucleotides long. It is a transcript of the gene rbm44, whose product is annotated as RNA binding motif protein 44. The record is from RefSeq and is a predicted model, not a curated record. The transcript has 20 exons. Bases 1 to 2652 code for a protein of 883 amino acids. Gene Ontology annotation, molecular function: RNA binding. Lineage: Eukaryota; Metazoa; Chordata; Actinopteri; Cyprinodontiformes; Poeciliidae.
AUGAUGCUGACCGCCAAGAGAGACAGGGUGAAUUCCUCCAGCCCUGCAGGCUUACAGCUGCUGACGAACCAUCCCUCCGCUGUGUGUCUGGCCAGUUGGCCGGGUCCAGCCGCCACGGUGUACUACGAGGAGCCUGUUCCCCGGUCGGUCUACAGGGUUGUGGAUUGUCCCGCCGUGUCGGCGCUACCUCAACCGCUGACACAGUCGGUGACGCCUCCAUACUAUCUUUGCGAACAUUCGAACACGAAGGAGAGCCGAAAGCUCCUACUAAACAGGUCAGUUCUGGACCUGGUGAACACGCAUCACUACCUGGCUUUGACGGACACGGAGCUGCUACGCUGGUAUCUCAGUCUGUCGGCGGAGGACAGGAGCAUCAUUCUGGAUGAGGGAGGCCUUCAUUACUUCCUACAGAAUCAUCCUGGGUUGGAGCUUUCUCAGGGUCAUGUUUAUUUGAAGCCUAAACUUGGAAGUUGUGUCCAGUGCACAGUUACAGCCAACCAGAACUUGUUUUGCAGACCUGGAUCACAGGACUUCAGAUGUGAAGCGUGUCUGCAGAUGUUCAAGAUGCUUCACGGUGACCCAAGGGAAAACUUACCCCAGACCAGCUUUUCUAACAGUGUGACAAGAUCUCAAAAUCAACUGUGUGAGGAGGCCUGUGACAACGCCGUGGUCCACCAGAUGGCCUACAGCCUCCCUCUCACACACACACUGAACCAGCACAGGGGUUCAUCAGUGUCUGAACCGUGCAGCAGAAUCAUCAGUGCAGCGGUGCCAUUCAACAUGUACUUAGAAAGAUCCAGACAGAGAAGAAAUCCUGAGGACUUGGCAGCAUGCAGCCAAAGGGCAGCCUCCACCAUACAGGCACAUCACCACAGUUUCAGUCCAGUGGAAAACAGCGGGUCCUCACAGCAGAUAAGAGUGGAUGCCAUGAAACUCACACAGCGUUCAGAGGAGGGUAGCAGCCACACAGCGCAGAUCCAGCAGGGUCCUCCUUCGACAGGUGCUGCAGGAGAAAACAUUGUGCUUGGUGGCGAGAAAACAGGAGUCAGUCAUGUGGAGAUCAGACGGCGCUCUGAAGAUGAAAGGGGUCAGUUCAAUUUCCCCAUCAAGGAUGAUGGGGGCAGCCUGGUGUGCUUGGCAGGCAACGAUGUGACUCUGCAGAAUGCUGGGGCUCCAGUCCAGCUGGGUGACACUCCAGCAGCCAACAGGCUGAAGAGCACUGCAGAGAAGUUUACCGCCACUGCUCCCUGUGCACCCAGCUGUGACGCUGUAGUGAAUACUGAUGUAGAGAGCUGCACAGCAAAGCGGACCCAAACUGAAGGUCCAACCACAUCCGAACAUAACAUCAUGACUGAGCUUCAAAUGUCUGAUCUGGACUACCUGGCUGAAGAGUUGAUCAAACUACAGAUGAUUCAAGAGCACCAGGAGCCAACGAAGAAGAACAAAAGCCCUGGCAGUGUGUCGGCUGCUCCGAGAAUGGACUGCGGCUGUAAGCUGCGCGCCCAGCAGGCAGAGCUGACCCUGCUCACCCUGCAGUAUGAGAUGUGCAGGCAGCACGUAUGGAGGCUCUACUACACAUCCGCUGAGGGACACCUGUCCACAGGAAUAACUGAAGACCCGCCACCAAACCUUGUGAAGAUCCUGCAGAAGUUGGAAACUGACUAUAACCUGAUGAAGAACCAGAUCCUGACGGGGGUUCCUCUGGAGGAGCUGAGUCCUCUGUAUGUGGAGUCUGAGAAGAUCAUGGCAGGAGCAUGUUACGUCCCUGAACAGUUCCUUGGUGGCCUGCUGGGAAAGACUCCUUCUUGUCCCACCCAGGGGACCAAGAAGCAUGUGGGAGCUGGAGACAGCGGAGGUCCUGAUGGGGACAGACAGAGCUGCCAGGAAGAUGAAGAGGAUAAGAGAGCGGCAGCUCUUGUGCCCAAAGAGCGAUUGGUUAAGCAAAUGGGCUUUGAGGAGGUGAGCUUUAGUGAGGCAUGGUACGAUGCUGAGGAGGAGCUACAGUUGCCAGGACCGGCAGUAGACACAGCCGACAAUGACAGAUCAGUCAGUGGUGAGAGCAGCAGCUCAGUACUGUAUGUGUCCAACCUGCCUGGUUAUAUGACACAGAGUGAUGUGAUGCAGUUGUUUGAGAAUUUCCAGCCAUCAGAAGUCAGCAUCUUCCCCUCAAAGAAUGGCGUGAGAGUUGCUGUAGUGGUGGUUGAUGGCCCAGAGGAGGCUAAAGCUGCAGUCAGAGAGCUCAAUGGUCAUCGGCUGCACAACCGUACCAUACACAUCAGGCACCUGAGUGGAGCCGCUGAUGGGGGCCACACACUUGGCCACACCUGGGGGUCCAUGGUCCCAGAGGAUGCUGACACAUACUGGAGGCUCACUGAGAAAAAGCUGGUAAACCCAGCGGUCCUCAGCUCCAGCAUCUUUCCCACCACCAAGGGGACCUGCGUACCUCAGCACUGCGGCACCAUGGGUGGGCAUGACGUGCUGAUGGCCGAGCUCACCCAGCUCCACCCCCAGGUCGACCGUCAGACAAUCCUGAAUGCUCUGAUGGAGCUGCAGACCACACACCAGGGGGUCCUGGCCAGCCUGCCCCUCAGCACCAUCAGAGACAUGACCUCUGCCCUGCUGACCAAAUCGCCUACUGCCACACAGAACUAAGUGGAAAAGACUGUGCACCUCUGUUCAAGUUGUAUUUAUUUCCAAAUUAGCAACAAUUCUCAAUUUUUAUUUGAAGUUUGAAAAGAAAAGAUCCAAGAUUGUUCAUGGGAAAUUCUGCAUCUUCAUUUUCUGUUGGGUUGCUGUUCUUCACCAGUUAACAGAUGGAUGUUUGGAUCUAAUGUUUAGAUGUUUGUUCUUAUAAAAAGCUCACCCAAUGAACAAUAUUCUCUCAAUUUUUUUUGGUGGUUGGUUAGAGUAUUUUUUAGACCAAUAAACUUUGA